Messenger RNA from Penicillium concentricum, 1686 nucleotides. RefSeq names its product Carboxylesterase type B. The coding region runs from base 1 to 1686 and encodes 561 amino acids. Lineage: Eukaryota; Fungi; Ascomycota; Eurotiomycetes; Eurotiales; Aspergillaceae. The record is from RefSeq and is a predicted model, not a curated record. The transcript is spliced from 4 exons.
AUGCAAAUCAUCGAUUGGGCCUGUCUGCUAUUGGUCGCAUCGGGGACUGCUGUAGCAACCGAGUUGCCGAUUGUGGACCUGGGCUAUCAGCGGCACCAAGCAAUUGGCUUCAACUCAACCGGUCAAUAUUACCAAUUCUCCAAUAUCCGCUAUGCCGAACCCCCGCUGGGCCCUUUGCGGUUCGCGUUGCCCGCCCCCCCACGCAGUCGCAGCCACGAGGUUGUCAAUGGCAAAGGACUCGGUAAUAUAUGUCCCCAGUCUCAAGCCUGUUGGUUUAAUGUGCAGGGCGAAUUUGUCAGUGCUGUGACCGCGGGCUCUGAUUUUAAUUUCACCGCCGCGUAUGACCAGGUCUAUCGACAGGAUGGCUGCACCAAACCGCGUCCUGUCGCAGACCAGAAUCCACUGGAGUCGGAAGAUUGUCUGUUCCUCGAUGUGUACGUCCCGGAAAAGAUAAUAUCCAAACGACAGGGUGGAAAGGGAAAACCGAAGCGGGGUGCGCCCGUGUUGGUGUACUUCCAGGAUGGAGCCUAUGUGUCCGGCUCUAAGUCAGAUCAGAAUCCCUCGGGUUUGAUUGCAAUCAGCAGGGAAAAUGGGUCCCCGGGCAUAAUCUAUGUGGGAGUCAAUUAUCGACUGGGCGCAUUUGGAUGGCUGUCAGGCGAGAAGUUCCGGUCGGGAGGAGGAGUACCAAACGCUGGACUGUAUGAUGAGCGUCUGGCGCUGGAGUGGGUGCAGCGGCAUAUCACGAAGUUCGGCGGUGAUCCCUCGCGCGUCACUGUCAUGGGGGUCUCGGCCGGUGGAGGUUCGAUCACGAUGCAACUUACAGCCUACGGACGCGCCAUUCGCCCCCCGUUUGCCCAGAUCAUUGCCCAGAGCCCGGCUUGGGAGCCCGGCACAAAGACUCCGGCCAUCGAGGACGACCUGUUGGAUACGUUCCUGACGUUGUUGAAUGUCAGCAGCUUGGAGGAGGCCCGGCGUCUGCCGUCCCAGGCCCUGCUAGAUGCUAACUAUGAGCUGGUGGCAUCCCGUCCGUAUGCGUCCGGCGUAUUAGGACCUGCUAUUGAUGGAGAUUUUGUGCCCGAUAGUCCCAAGCGACUCCUGCUCGAGCGCAAGGUCGAUCCAUCUGUGCGAAUCCUUACCUCGUAUACCGCCAACGAAGGCUUCAUGUUGGCCCCGGCCAAUGUAACCAAUGACGCCACCUUUGAUCGUUACGUGGAUGUGUUGCUCCGCAGUGCCAAUGCCAGCGUACGCGCUCACGUCACCCAGGUGCUUUAUCCACCAAUAUUCAAUGGCAGCUGGCCAUAUCACAGUCAGCACGAACGGGCGAAUCUGUUCUGGUCCGAGCUCUCCACUACCUGCAACACUCGGUAUUUACACCGAGCCGUUGCAACGCCAGGGUAUGCGAUUGAGUACGCCGUGGCACCCGCGAUGCAUCUCUCGGAUACCACGUCUGUCUUCUACAAUGGACAGGGCUCCGACUCAUCGCUGAAUGCUACCAUCGCACAACUUAUGCAGCGGCAGAUCGUGCAGUUUGUCAAAACGGGGAAUCCAAAUUCCAAAGGAGACCCAAAUGUUCCUCUCUAUCACGGAAAGGCCCAUCUACUUUCUCUGGGAGAUGACGGGGUGUACAUCAAGCCGGACUCGACCAAUACAGACCGGUGUGCUUAUUGGCAGCAGGUCGAUUUUUGA